AUGGUUAAUCUUAUUGCCUAUCCCGAUAAACAUGGCAAAGGCACCAUGGACAUUAAGGAUAUUGACAGCUCAGCCUGCACACAUCUAGUAUACGGCUACCUGGGUGUUACCUCCAGUGCUGAUGUCCGUAUAAUGGACCCGGAUCUAGUUACUCGAUACCAUCAAUUCGACAACCUCCUCAAAUACAAGGGCGCCGACAAGGUGUUGAUGGCCAUCGGGGGGUUCAACCACGCCAUGGAGAUCGUGGUCGCACUCGACAACCCCUCACUGUUCUCGAAGAACUCAAUGGCUUUCCUUAAGAAAUACAGUUUCGAUGGCAUUGUCCUCGAGUUCACCAACGGCUGGUCCAUCGACUAUAUGGAGAAAUACAUCAAAUUGGUGACUGUCCUCAAGGAGGACUUCAAGGCCAAUGGGUAUGUGUUGGGCUCCGUGUUGGCCGCCCAGCUCCCUGGUUAUGAAAUUAAGAAAGUGAUCGAACAAGUGGACUUUAUUUCCGUGAACACCUUUGACUAUAAUGGCCCCUGGCACGAAACUCCCCCGCAAACCCCGACUGGCCAUGGUGCCUCGUUGACUGAUAUCAAAGCAUCCAUGACAAUAUGGGGUGACCAAAUUGACAAGGCACAAAUGAGCAAACUAUUGGUCUCACUCCCAUUUUAUGGACAUACCUGGAAACUGGCUGACCCUACUGACCACAGCGUCGGUGCCAAAGCUAGUGAUAAGGGCCCUGCUCAGCCAUUCACUAAUUCAUCCGGAUUAAUUGGCUUCAACGAGUUGAUGUUGAAAAUGAAAGAGGGUGGAUUGAUGAUGGAAGAGGACAAGGAAAAUGGCUCAGUUUACUUUUAUAAGGGUGACCUAUGGGUUACCGCUGAGGUCGAGGCCACCGUUAAGGCUAAGACCAAUUGGGCGACGACUGAGGGCUUCGGAGGGGUCACCAUUAGGGCCAUAAAUUACGACGAUUUUAACGGUUACGUAACCACUAAGAAACACCCCCUCCUCACGGCUGUCAACGAGGGGCUUAACAAAAAUUAACUGGGUGUUUAUUAUAAAAUAUAGGACAUAGCUACAUAAUUUAAGACGAUUCAAAGUUAUUGAUUUUAAUUAAGUAAAUUAAAUUAAUUAAUUUCAUGUUUAAUGUAAAAUAAAAUUAUUUGCGAAUAAAAAUUGCAUUUAAAUCAACUAUAUA
Oppiella nova is the source of this 1183-nucleotide messenger RNA. Lineage: Eukaryota; Metazoa; Arthropoda; Arachnida; Sarcoptiformes; Oppiidae. The record is from the annotation of a GenBank genome assembly.